This is a messenger RNA of Scomber japonicus (chub mackerel), 1746 nucleotides long. RefSeq names its product solute carrier family 17 member 6b (gene slc17a6b). The record is from RefSeq and is a predicted model, not a curated record. NCBI's taxonomy places the organism in Eukaryota, Metazoa, Chordata, Actinopteri, Scombriformes, Scombridae. The coding region runs from base 1 to 1746 and encodes 581 amino acids. Gene Ontology annotation, biological process: regulation of synapse structure or activity; neurotransmitter loading into synaptic vesicle; monoatomic anion transport. Gene Ontology annotation, cellular component: excitatory synapse; synaptic vesicle membrane. Gene Ontology annotation, molecular function: L-glutamate transmembrane transporter activity; neurotransmitter transmembrane transporter activity. The transcript is spliced from 12 exons.
AUGGAGUCCGUGAAGACGAGAGCUGCGGCAGGGGUGAAGGAAUUUGCGGGGAAGACCCUGGGUCAUAUGUACAGGGUGAUAGAGAGGAAACAGAAAUCCGGGGAGGUGAUCGAGCUGACAGAGGAUGGGCGUCCCCGGGAGGCCGCGGAGAAGAAACCCCCGCUGUGCGACUGCAACUGCUUCGGUCUGCCUCGGCGCUACAUCAUCGCCAUGAUGAGCGGCCUGGGCUUCUGCAUCUCCUUCGGUAUCCGGUGUAACCUGGGCGUGGCUAUAGUGGGCAUGGUCAAUAACAGCACCAUCCACCAGAACGGGAAGAUCAUCAUCAAAGAGAAAGCCAAGUUCAACUGGGAUCCAGAGACGGUGGGAAUGAUUCACGGAUCUUUUUUCUGGGGCUACAUAGUGACGCAGAUCCCGGGAGGAUACAUAUCCUCCAGACUGGCAGCAAACAGGGUGUUUGGUGCAGCCAUUGUCCUUACCUCGACUCUCAACAUGUUCAUUCCCUCAGCUGCCCGAGUCCAUUAUGGGUGUGUCAUUUUUGUCAGGAUAUUACAAGGGCUUGUGGAGGGAGUCACCUAUCCAGCUUGUCAUGGCAUCUGGAGUAAGUGGGCUCCACCACUGGAAAGGAGUCGUCUGGCCACCAUCUCUUUUUGUGGCUCUUAUGCCGGUGCUGUGAUAGCGAUGCCUCUAGCUGGGAUCCUGGUUCAGUAUUCAGGCUGGUCCUCAGUAUUCUAUGUCUACGGGUGCUUUGGCAUAUUUUGGUACAUGUUCUGGAUCCUCGUGUCUUAUGAGAGCCCUGCUGAACAUCCAACCAUCACUGAUGAGGAGCGCUGCUACAUUGAGGAGAGCAUUGGAGAGAGUGCCACUCUAAUGGGUCCUGCUGAGAAAUUCAAGACCCCCUGGAGGCAGUUCUUCACUUCAAUGCCCGUCUAUGCAAUCAUCGUGGCCAACUUCUGCAGGAGCUGGACGUUUUACCUGCUGCUCAUCAGUCAGCCUGCAUACUUUGAGGAGGUGUUUGGCUUUGAGAUAAGCAAGGUUGGCAUGGUGUCUGCUCUGCCCCAUCUGGUGAUGACCAUCAUUGUGCCCAUCGGUGGCCAGCUGGCCGACUACCUGCGCAGUCACAACAUCCUGUCAACUACCACUGUCAGGAAGAUCAUGAACUGUGGAGGAUUUGGCAUGGAGGCCACAUUGCUGCUGGUGGUAGGAUAUUCCCACAGCAAAGGCAUGGCGAUCUCCUUCCUGGUGCUGGCUGUGGGCUUCAGUGGAUUUGCUAUAUCAGGCUUUAAUGUCAAUCACUUGGAUAUCGCGCCACGUUAUGCCAGUAUCCUUAUGGGCAUCUCUAAUGGUGUGGGUACCCUGUCUGGGAUGGUGUGUCCACUGAUUGUUGGUGCUAUGACAAAAAACAAGACUCGAGAAGAGUGGCAGUAUGUGUUCCUGAUUGCCUCCAUGGUGCAUUAUGGGGGUGUGGUGUUCUAUGGCCUCUUUGCAUCAGGAGAAAAACAGCCGUGGGCCGACCCUGAACUGACCAGCGAGGAGAAGUGUGGCUUCAUUGAUGAGGACGAGCUGGCAGAAGAGACGGGCGACAUCACUCAGAACUAUGGCACUUACGGAGGACCUAGCAAGUCGUACGGUGCCACCACACAGGUGAAUGGUGGCUGGGCUGCUGGCUGGGAGAAGACGGAGGAGUAUGUCCAGGAAGAAGCACAAGGAGGAGGCUAUGGAUACAGGCAGGAUGAGGGAUACUCUUAG